Clupea harengus (Atlantic herring) is the source of this 1746-nucleotide messenger RNA. Its product is annotated as zgc:171566. NCBI's taxonomy places the organism in Eukaryota, Metazoa, Chordata, Actinopteri, Clupeiformes, Clupeidae. The record is from RefSeq and is a predicted model, not a curated record. Gene Ontology annotation, molecular function: gamma-glutamyl-peptidase activity. Gene Ontology annotation, biological process: tetrahydrofolylpolyglutamate metabolic process. Gene Ontology annotation, cellular component: vacuole.
UAAUUUAACUAAUUGGUACCGAAUAUUGUUUUUUUUAUAUAUUUUUUUCUUCAUUAGGCUAGUAUUACUGGCUUUUUUAUGUUUUUAAUUCAUCUUUGAAUUAAAGACUGUUUUUAAUGUUUUGCAAGUCACAAUUGCAAGCAUCUGCUAAAGACAGUAGCCAUAAUCAUAACCAUUAUUAAAUAUGUGAGGAUUGGGCCUCCAUAGAACAAGAUGCAAAUCACUGAAAUUAUGAUUUUACUUUUCAGUGUGGCAUGUUCUCUUCACGUCAAUGUUCUCUUCACGUUCACUUCUCUUCAAAACAAUGCCUCUUCUGCACUGCAUUUGCACAUGGCACACGGUUUAUGCGUGCUGCGCAAUGUAAAACAAUAUGUCGUAUUUGCAUUUCAGGGUGGCACGAAAUCUCCAUAGGCCGUGCCCCCUCAUGGCAACACAUGAGAGCACUGAGGAUAGACUUGCAUUUCCAAUAGUCUGUACACACCCUUCUUGCAGCCGAAUGGAACGUUCCUAGUUUGAGAAUUUCAGGUGUUCGGACACGUCCUUCAGUGUGGUGGAAGCCUGGCAGGGCAGAAGAAGGCGUCGUAAGUACUGGAUGAAAAAGGUUAGGUUAGUAGAGGGAGGAAGAUAGCCAACAAUCGAGCAUCCCCGCAUGCAGCGCGUUGAAAGAGAUAAAAGAGAGCGAGGAUAUUUCCUACGACCAGCUGAGGCCGCCCCUGGUCAAUUCAUUGCAACACGACUGUGGUGUCAGUGCAUUUUAUUUUUCCCAUUUGUUGAACACCUGAAGUGAAUGUGUCCUCCGGUAUUUGUCUAUGCGGUCCUGGCCGCGUACCUUUGCGGCCAGCUUGUCCCAACAACGUGUAGCCUUGUCCUAAAUUACAGACCGAUUAUCGGUAUAUUGGCUCAGGAGAAUCGAGACAACGACCUACAUGCCCAAGGAUCAUCCUAUAUUGCCGCCUCAUACGUGAAGUAUAUUGAAGGAGCAGGAGCAAGAGUUGUCCCUAUCAGAAUAAACCAAACAACUGAGCAGUAUGUGAAAAUAUUCCGCUCAAUAAAUGGAUUACUGUUGCCGGGCGGAGAUGUGGACCUACAAAAGUCAGAGUUCAGUAGAGCAGCCAAGAUUUUCUAUGAUCUGGCAAUAAAGGCCAAUGAUGCUUCAGAUUAUUUCCCUGUAUGGGGGACUUGUCAGGGCUUGCAGCAGCUUACUGUUCUGACCAGCAAUAAGAACCUUCUCACCCUGACCAACACCAAAGCUGUGGCUCUUCCCCUCUCUUUCACCCAAGGAGCUCAAAACAGCAGGUUGUUCAAGAAUGUUCCAAAGGACCUGUUGCAGUCUCUCGCAGUGGAGAACAUCACCUCCAACUUCCACAGCUGGAGUCUCUCUCUACAGAACUACUCUCGAAAUGCCAAGCUGAAGAGGUUUUACAAAGUCCUGACCACCAAUUCUGAUGGAAGGAAGGAGUUUGUUUCAACCAUGGAGGCCUACCGCUACCCGUUCUACGCAGUGCAGUGGCACCCUGAGAAGAGCCCGUUUGAGUGGAUAGACAAGCCCGGCAUGAUCCACUCCGUCUCUGCCAUCCGGGCGUCCUUCUACACCUCCAGCUUCUUCGUCCACGAAGCCAUGAAAAGUCAGCAUCGCUUCCCUUCACCCAGUGAGGAGAAGGAAGCCCUGAUUUAUAACUACUCUCCUGUCUUCUGUGGACUAGACAGCAUCUUCAUCCAGAACUACUACUUCGACUGAAUACCCCC